Messenger RNA from Homarus americanus (American lobster), 1031 nucleotides. Its product is annotated as rho GTPase-activating protein 32-like. Gene Ontology annotation, molecular function: GTPase activator activity; phosphatidylinositol binding; protein binding. Lineage: Eukaryota; Metazoa; Arthropoda; Malacostraca; Decapoda; Nephropidae. Gene Ontology annotation, biological process: small GTPase-mediated signal transduction. The record is from RefSeq and is a predicted model, not a curated record.
GCAGGCUGGGUGGCGGGCGGCGGAGGAGGUCGCGUUGUUGUGGGACGCACCACCCGACCAACCACCACCUCGCUCACCGGUCAUGUCUAAAUAUGUUCCCAUCAGCUGAUUCCCAUUCAGGCUGUGUGUUCCUAUCAGCUGUUGUGACCUGACGCAAAAAAAUACACCAGUGAUAUAAAUCUUUGUUGAGAAAGAUAAAGAAGUUUGAGUGGAAAUGUGAUGUGUGACGGACGUGUUAUUGAUCAGUGUGAGUAUAUGUAUCUCUAGUGUGAUGUAGAGUAUGUUGGUGAGGAUCUCGUGAGUGAACACCAGUGACUAGGCAGUGUGAUGGUGAGUGUGUGGUGAGCCCAGGCUGGGGGGGCGGCACCCAGGACAGUGCCACCCACAGUGCCACCCACACAGAGUGCCCCCGCCGCCCCUUCCUGCCCCCGCCGCUAUGCCUGGACACCCUAUGCCCCCGUCGCCGCCCCUCCUCCCCGCCCCAGCCGCCACCCCAUAACAGCCACAUGCUGGCGGGUAGCGUGGAGGCGGUGCUGGGGGGCAUGCGCCGCUACACAGACCUCCGCCGCUACUCUGAAUCUGUGUUGCAGGGAUGUCGUCACUUCGCUACCGAGUGUGCCAGUGGUCUGUGUGUGUCGGGGGACGUUGGAGAGGGGCGUGGUGGCCCUCGAAUUACUCACCUCACUGGCUCCGUGGGCGUGGUCGAUGAUGAGCCACGGUUCCCACGCCUCGACCAGUGCGCCCACUUUCACUACGAGUAUGUGGAGCUCCCGCCCCUACAGGUGUCGUUGGUGUCUGAGGAGCUGAAGCCACUGUGUAGCGGAGGCAGCGGCAGCGGGAGCGGGGAGGACGCUGAGAACCGCUCACUCCUGGUGCAGGUGGCGUCCCUCGGCCGCUCCUGGGUCCUCCGCCGGACUUAUGAGAAUUUCCGCUUCCUUGACCGUCAGCUUCACCGAUGCUGCUACGACAGGAAGGUCUCCCGCCUCCCGGAGCUGCCCCCGGAGGAGAACCUACCCGGAGAUGACAGAGAG